AUGGGGAUCUCCUUUCGCUGCGUCAGUGGUGGAAAGAUCAAGUUCAUUCUUAUUGGGGUUGGGGCAGGCCUUGGGGCACUACUUUUGUGUCUUGUUUUAUGGGGGCUGUACAAAUACAUCAAGAAGAGAAAAGAAAUCAAGCUUAAAGAGAAUAAUUUCAAACGUAAUGGCGGUCUUUUGUUGGAAAGUGAGCUAUCUUCUGAAGGCCAUGUUGAGAAAAACAAAUUGUUCAACUCCAAGGAUCUAGAAAAGGCUACUAACAAUUUCAAUGAGGAUAGGAUACUUGGGCGAGGUGGACAGGGUACCAUUUACAAGGGAAUGUUAACAGAUGGAAAAAUAGUUGCUAUUAAGAAAUCAAAAGCAAUAGACGAGGGCAAAGUCAAACAAUUUAUAAAUGAAGUCUUCAUUCUCUCACAGAUCAACCAUAGGAAUAUCGUUAAGUUAUUGGGGUGUUGCUUGGAGACAGAAGUCCCACUUUUAGUAUACGAGUUUAUACCAAACGGGACUCUAUACCAAUAUUUGCAUGACCCAAAGGAAGAGUAUCAUGUAUCAUGGGACACACGCCUACGAAUUGCAACUGAAAUUGCAGGAGCCUUAUUCUACUUGCAUUCAGCAGCCUCAAUUCCCAUUUAUCAUCGAGACAUCAAGUCCACUAAUAUCCUCUUGGAUGAGAAAUAUCGGGCCAAAGUGGCAGAUUUCGGUACUUCCAAGUCUGUUUCCCUCGAUCAAACUCAUGUAACUACGUUGGUGCAAGGGACUUUUGGCUACCUAGAUCCUGAAUAUUUCCAAUCAAGUCAAUUUACAGACAAAAGCGAUGUGUAUAGCUUCGGAGUUGUUCUUGUUGAACUCUUAACAGGACAAAAGCCAAUCUCGUCGCUAAGGGAACAAGAAGGCAGAAGCCUUGCGUCCUAUUUCAUAAUUUCGAUGGAAGAAAAUCAGUUGUUCGACAUUGUAGAUGCUCAAGUUUUGAAAGAAGGUAAGAAGGAAGAGAUUGCAUCCGUUGCUAGCCUCGCAAAAAGAUGCUUGAACUUGUAUGGGAGGAACCGGCCUACAAUGAAAGAAGUGGCAAUGGAGUUAGAGGGGAUGAGAAAGCUCCCAAAUCCUUUGGGUAUUCAGCAAAAUCAAGAGGACCGGGAGGCAGUUGAAUCUUAUGCUGCUGCAUGUAAGUCCAGCAAGUCAAACAUCGACGCUGAUGUCACUACAUUUUCGGAUGUGCAGCCAUUCUUACCUAGUGAGACGUGGUGAAGAUCUGUUUUGCCUCUCACACUUGUGAGUUAUAUUGCUGCGUUUGUCAUGGAAAUCAGUCUUCAAAGCAAAAAAAAAGAGAAGAAAGAAAGAAGGAAAGCUUGUUAAUUUACUAAUAGGAGGAUUUUGGUUAGUUAUGUAUUGGUAAUGAACUUAUUCUCGAUGUUUGGGAUCAAUAAACUGUUAAGUCAUGCCAAUCCCAAGUUUAUUCUAGUUAUGUAAUUAGCAUGAUGCCGUGAUUUCAGCUCAUCUUGAGAUCUUUGAAUACUUGCUGUCAA
Eucalyptus grandis is the source of this 1523-nucleotide messenger RNA. Its product is annotated as wall-associated receptor kinase-like 22. The transcript is spliced from 3 exons. The coding region runs from base 1 to 1245 and encodes 414 amino acids. The record is from RefSeq and is a predicted model, not a curated record. Gene Ontology annotation, biological process: protein phosphorylation; cell surface receptor signaling pathway. Gene Ontology annotation, molecular function: ATP binding; protein serine/threonine kinase activity. NCBI's taxonomy places the organism in Eukaryota, Viridiplantae, Streptophyta, Magnoliopsida, Myrtales, Myrtaceae. Gene Ontology annotation, cellular component: plasma membrane.